AAAAAAGGACCACGAGAAAGCCCUACCUCAACAAAACACUUUCGUGCCCAUACAAGCACCAAGGUCUCUCUGCCGCGAAGAAGGCGCGGGAGCCACUUUUCCGGUUUCGGCGGCUGAUAUCUUCCUCUAAUCGCAGAUUGUCAGCAUUAGAUUUAUUUUCCAACAAUUCAAUCAAGUCAAGAAGAAUCAUUUCUAUUUGUGCUACUAAACAUCAAUUACAUAAUAUAAACACUCACUUCGAGAUGGGUGCCGAACAAUACCGUCCUCCUUUGUUCAGUGUUGCACCUAUGAUGGAGUGGACCGAUAAACAUUACAGAACUGUUGCACGGAUCAUAUCAAAACAUGCAUGGCUGUAUACGGAGAUGCUUGCUGCAGAAACAAUUGUUUAUCAACAGGGAAAUUUGGACAGAUUUUUGGCAUUUCCUUCUGAACAACAUCCCAUUGUGCUGCAAAUUGGUGGGAAUAAUUUAGACAACAUUGCAAAAGCAACUCAACUUGCUAAUGCUUAUGGCUUUGAUGAAAUUAACUUGAAUUGUGGGUGUCCUAGUGCCAAGGUUGCUGGACAUGGAUGCUUUGGUGCCCGUCUUAUGCUCGAUCCAAAGUUUGUCAGUGAAGCCAUGUCAGUAAUCGCUGCCAACACAGAUGUCCCUGUCAGUGUUAAAUGCCGAAUUGGUGUAGAUGAUCAUGAUUCUUAUAAUGAGCUAUGUGAUUUUAUCUAUAAGGUUUCUUCUCUAUCUCCCACUAAGCAUUUUAUUAUACAUUCACGGAAGGCUCUGCUCAAUGGCAUUAGCCCAGCUGACAAUCGAAGGAUUCCUCCCCUGAAAUAUGAGUACUAUUACGCCCUCUUACGUGAUUUUCCUGACUUAAGAUUUACAAUAAAUGGAGGCAUAGAUUGUGUUGAUGAGGUAAAUGCAGCAUUAAGAGAAGGAGCGCAUGGUGUAAUGGUUGGGCGUGCUGCCUACAAUAACCUCUGGAAUACUCUGGCACAUGUUGAUUCUGCUGUUUAUGGCGAGCCAAGCAGCGGCCUUACACGUCGUCAGGUCCUUGAACAAUAUCAAGUAUAUGGGGAUGCUGUUCUGGGAACAUAUGGGAAUAAUAGGCCUAAUAUGCGGGAGUUGAUAAGGCCUUUAUCUGGUUUUUUCUAUUCUGAGCCCGGAAACAGUUUGUGGAAACGCAAAGCUGAUGCUGCUUUCCUGAAGAAGAAUAUUACGACAGUCAAAUCCUUUUUUGAAGAAACCCUAGUGGCGAUUCCUGAUGCUGUCUUGGAUUCACCUGUUGCGGAGCUACCAUCUGGUCGUAAAGAUCUUUUUACUAAAGUACGGGGAUUGCUUCCACCACCAUAUGAAACCAGAACAGAGGAUGUAGUAGUAAAUUCUCAGUCUUAACAUAGAGGCUUGAUUUAUACCUUCCUACAUCCCAUAGCUUACACAGCAUUUGCAAUUUUUUGGAUGACCUGGCUGGUUGGUCCGUGUAACAUUAUGUGUGAAUUAUGUGUUAAAUCAGAAGAUUUAUGAUUGCCCCUCAACACUGAGGUACAAACACUUUGGAUGUACUAAAAGCCUUCGAACUAGGAUUACAACAGGGUACCCAAAUUGCAAGCAGGUAAAAUUACAAAUGUAUGGCAAUGAAUCUGAUAGUUUUGGAAUAUUAACAUAUUUUAUGGUUUAAUUUUUGUGCUCGUAUUUUCGAUGCA
Molecule: messenger RNA, 1693 nt
Organism: Populus euphratica (Euphrates poplar)
Lineage: Eukaryota; Viridiplantae; Streptophyta; Magnoliopsida; Malpighiales; Salicaceae
Product: tRNA-dihydrouridine(47) synthase [NAD(P)(+)]-like
Exons: 13
Coding region: 243-1385 (380 amino acids)
Biological process (GO): tRNA dihydrouridine synthesis
Molecular function (GO): tRNA dihydrouridine synthase activity; flavin adenine dinucleotide binding
Source: RefSeq, a predicted model, not a curated record